UCUCUCUCUCUCUCUCUCUCUCAACCUCCUUUUCUCUCUCUAGAAGCUACCACAUCUCUCAAAGUCAUUUGUGGCAGCAAAACAAGAUCUAUCAACUGAUAUCAAGAUUUGCUUAUAGCCAUGGCUAUUGAGAAGGUGACUGAAAUGGUGCUCAAGGUUGAUCUCCAAUGUCCCAGCUGCUACAAAAAGACCAAGAAAACACUCUGCAAAUUUCCUCAAGUUAGAGACCAAAAAUACGAUGAGAAGGCGAACACGGUCACGAUCACGGUCGUGUGCUGCAGCCCGGAAAAAAUCCGCGACAAAUUGUGUUGCAAAGGCGGAAAGGCCAUCAAGAGCAUCACCAUAGUCGAAUCCGGCAAGCCCAAAGCUUCCGACAAGCCCAAAGAGCCCGAAAAGCCCAAGGACUCUGCCGACAAGCCCAAAGAAAAAGAUAAGCCCAAGGGUGGGCCCGAGAAGCCCAAGGUAGUCAUUGUUGAGCCCAAAGAUAUGGGGAAGCCCAAGCCCAAGGAACCCGAAAAGCCCAAAGACAUGGAUAAGCCCAAACCCAACGGCAAACCCGAAAAGCCCAAGCCCGAUGGACCGCCUCCUGCAGACAAGCCCAAGCCCAAGCCCGAUGGACCGCCUCCCGCCAAAAAGCCUGUGGAUGAGCCCAAGGGAGCUCCAAUGCCGAUGCCUGGGCUCGGGCCUGGGCCUGGGCCCGCUAAAGGGCCCGGGCCCAUGAUGGUCCCUUUUCCAGUGGAGCAGAUGAAGGGCCCGGCACCGGCUCCGGCUCCGGCUCCGGUGCAGGGAGUCCCGUCGGUUUUCCCAUAUGUUGGGCCGAGCUAUGAUGGAUAUAAUGCGGGCCCAUACUAUCAUGGGUAUGGAUUUCCAGCGCCGGCCCAGCCCGUUUACCAUGAAGGGUAUUAUGAUCAUGGAAAUGGGCCGGGUUAUGGGUAUGGAUAUGGAUAUGGGCCGGGUCGGGUUGACAAUGUGAACAGAUACGGUGAUAGUUACUUCACUGAUGAAAAUCCUCAGGUUUGCUCUAUAAUGUGA
Molecule: messenger RNA, 1032 nt
Organism: Striga asiatica
Lineage: Eukaryota; Viridiplantae; Streptophyta; Magnoliopsida; Lamiales; Orobanchaceae
Source: the annotation of a GenBank genome assembly